ACCCAACUCUGCUCAUGUGACGAGUUAAGCGAGCCGUCAGCCCUCUAGAGAGAGUGAGUGAUAGUUUAUGUGCUUGUGUGGAGGCGUACUAGCUAUGCAGAGACCGUGUCGUGGAGGUAUAUUGCCAUUACGCGCUAUUACGCACUGACAGCUUCUCACAAGAAAAGAGCGCUCGGUGCAGCGGAGCGGGAUUUUGGAUUCCUCUAAAAUAAAGGUAAGUGCUGACUGAUGAAAGCACUGUUUGAGGUUCAGUAAUAGUUGGUGAAGUGGUGUUGAAGUGCGCUGUGUGCUCUCUGUUUGUCAUUGAGGAGUGUUGCUAAAAGCGUGGCUCUGUUGAGUGAACGGAGAGGUAUUUGGUAUCCGUGUGCCACAAGGAUGCAUGUGCGAGUUUAGCGAGACUAGUUGUGCAUUGUACAGCUGCUCUGACAUUAAAAAGCCUCAUAAAGUCCCGACUGGAAUGCAUGGCAUGUGCUGCGUUUUUGACUUUGAACAUCAAUCGAGCUGAAAAACAUAUUUUACUCCUUUUUUAUGCAUUCAGCCAUAAUUGUCCGCAGAAGAAAAAAAAGAUGUCAAAAACCUUUGACUGAAAGUCAAUCAUGAGUGCAGCGUGUGGAAAAACAGGAGCGCACCACGCUGUCAAAGCCUUUCUUAUGUUUCACGGCAGAAGGGUUACUCUAGGGCAAAUGACUUAAGACUUGGCGAAGGUGUUAUUAAACUGCCUUCACAAAGUUUUUCCAUGAGGUAUCGCCUGGGCACCGCAGCUACAAACUCGAGAUACCCCGUGUCAUGUGAUGAUAUCUCACAGGUAACCCUAUAUGUGUUGAAUUUGGCGUUAGAUCCCGUAUUACAUAAAUGCACUGCGGUCCACUUGUGGUUGUUAUAGCCUAACUCAAAGUCAAUAAUCAAAUUCAUCUGGUGAUUUUCCAGGGAAUCACCUGGAAUCCCAGAGUGGAUUGUAUCGACACGGCAGCUUUUAGGCUUUACAGAAGAGGGCGCACAAUCAUUUUGUUUUCAGCCCCCUUCUUUAAAGCUCUGUGAGGUUUCAAACUGGGUUUUAACGCAAUUUACGCGUCACAAGUCAUUUAGCUUCGUGCUCCGGGGGCUGUAGGACACGUCUAAUAUUUAUACUCCACGUCCAAUUCAGACAUGCCCAGUUUUAAUGGUUUUUAUGGUCAAUGAAUAUAGAAUCUGAAUCUUUCAUUUACCAUCCCAUUGAAAUCUGUCUGUUUUCUUCAUCAUCUUUCUAUAGUAGGUCUAUCUAUGCUGGGUGGUCUGCAAAAUUCACCACAAAGUAUGUCUGUAAGUGUUGUGGAGUUGCAGUUGUUUUAUCGAUCAGAUUCAGCUGCUAUAAGGACCACUGCAGAGAAAUAAAUAGAAACUCUUUAUAUGACAGAAGAUCCAUGUGGCUUCAAUGAUCGUCAUGGUGAGAAAUGGGAACCCCUGAUUCCACAUGGUCAGCUUGAAGUCUGAACCAGCAGCUGCAGCGUCCUCACACACACACAUACUCACAUGCACACACACGGUCUUCAAAUUCCAUGUCCCUCACACAUGGUGAACUUUCCUUUUGAAGUGCCAUCAUCUGCAGACCUCUGAAACAAGCAGCAGUGCAUGGAGACCACAUCGCAAGAAUCAUUUUCAAGGACUCUGCCAUUAACUUAUUUCUGUAAACCUCAUGGGCCUGUUGAUAAUCAUUAACUUAGAGUCAAACUGACCACAGAGAAUGAAAAUGUGUUGCUGUUUUUGACCACCCAAGCGCAAGAAUUUUUCACUCAUGACUCCAAAUUUUAUGCAAAAUUAAUCAGAUUAAUUACAGUCAGAAAAGUGCAGACAGACAUCUCUGAAAAAGAAGUCUGUUUCAAAUAUCUAACUAAAAAAUGCACUUUUUGUUUUGGCUUUUUUCCAGGUUGAAGUUCUUCCUUCAUACUCAGCCUGUCUUCAGCAGAACAGAUUGAUCUUUAAAGCAGAGUCCAGCUGCCAUUCAUCCGCACAGGAAUGGUGGAUCAUUUGCCACUUGGUGAGGAGACCUUCCUGUGUUACACCAGCUCACCAGUGUCCGAUUACAACUGCCUCAGUCACCACGCCAAUGGUGGCGUAUCGCCGGGCAUCAUGGUGACUGACACAGGCAUCUACAACCAUUACCAUCACUAUGAGGGGCUGACGCUGUCUUCCUCCCCUCGUCUCUCUGAGGAUGACCUCAGUGACUCCUCCAGCCCUCGGUCUUCCCUCUGCUCCAGUCCUGAAUCAUCUUCACCGACGUUACGCCAUGCUCUCAACUCCAGCUACGACAGCAGGAGCAGCAGGAGCAGUGAGAGCUGCAGCUCCUCAGGAGGAGAAAGUCAGGACAGUCUGCUGGACCUCCUCCUCUCACAGGCCUCCCUCAGCAGCAGCAGCAGCAGCAGCAGCUCUCAUUCUUCUUCCUCUCUGUCCCUAUCCUCGCCAACCUCAUCUUCCUCCUCAUCUGCCCCUCUUUUACCAAUGGGGCUGGCCUGGGACUCCAGGAGGGAGCAGCGGAUGAGUCUCCUUCAGCAUCAGGUGAAAGAGGACAACUACGAGUUCCCUGUGUUCCUGGACGAGCUGCAGGAUCCCGCAGCGCUUCUCUUUCAGCCAACCCUGGAGGAGAUCGAGGAGUUCCUGGAGGAGAACAUGAUGGUGGCGAUGGAGAAAGACGAGGAGGGGAGCGACGAGGCCAUGUCGCAAACAUCAGAAGAUGCCGAGGUGGAAAGUCCGAGGACUUUAACAGGACAGUUUGUAUCGGUGCCACAAAACUCAGAUCAGACGGUACCUGUGGCUCACUCUCCCCUUUCCUCACACACAGAGACCAGACAUACACCCAGUACAUCUGACAUGGACAGCUCACCAUCAACAGUGGAUGUUAGUUGUAUAGAGAGUUCAAACUCCACAAGUGGUGGAGUUAAUGGGAUCAAACAGGAGGACUGUGGUUCUCUGCCAGGUUCCUCAGAAGGUACGAGCGCUGCUUCCAGUGUGCCUGUUAUCCUACAAAUCCAGCCCAUACAAAUCAAACAAGAGCCCAGCCCAAGUGCCAUUUCAGACGCCAUCACCCAGAAAACUGAAUCGCAGCCAACCCCAUCUCAGCCGGACAUCAAAAUCGCCCAACUCCUGGUGAACAUCCAGGGGCAAACCUUUGCCCUGGUGCCUCAGCUGCUCUCCCCCACCAACGUCGCUAACUCAAGCAAAACUGGAAUCGCCACCUCGUCCAAAUUUGUGCGGAUAGCACCGGUGCCUAUUGCUGCCAAGCCCAUUGGGGAAGGAGGAUUGGUUGGGGGUUCCUCCUCAGGGGUCCUUGCUGGAGGUCAGAGGUACCAGAAGAGUGCAGUGGCAGAUCUUAUUAAAAUGCACAAGUGCUCUUUUCCUGGCUGCAAUAAGAUGUACACCAAGAGUAGCCACCUUAAAGCCCAUCUGAGGAGACACACAGGGGAGAAACCCUUCGCCUGCACAUGGCCCGGCUGUGGAUGGAGGUGAGCAAAGCCAAGUGUUGAUAUUCAAGAUGAGAUGGUUAAUAAAGUCAGCGAGGUGAAGAAGGAAACAGUCAUCAGCUGGGUUAUGAGGAUAAACUUUAGAGCUAUAUUUGUACACUGAUGCUGCUGGUGGACUUAGGCCCCUCUCAAACAGUCACCCCUGAAAAUGUCCCCAGAGAUUCACCAUUAUCAGGAUGGGGAAGCUACAAUUUCAGUUUCAUCAAUUCAGGUUGUUGUUGUUGAAGCUCACUUUGGAUUUCAUUUAUUUUGGAGUAAAAAAAAAAUAACUUAAAUUUUAAAAAAAUAAAAUGAGCCUGCCUUUAUCAUUUCAAUAUUUAGGUUCCCAAAAAGGAACUGGUAACUGUGACACAGAUUUCAAUCUUCUUUGGUGUCUAAUUAAUUAAGGCACUUAUGAGGUCAACAGGAAAAAAGUAGAUGAAAUAAUUGUACACAUCAAUAUAAAUGGGGAUAAGGGAAUAAGAGGAGCCUUUAUUGCCAGCUGUGGGGAUGUUUUGGUGAAAAGCAGCACAUUGAGCACUGCGCCCUCAAAUUGAUUGCGCUGAGGUAAAUUCUUCAACAUACCAAAUAUGCUUCCUCCCUUGAUGUGUCAUUACAUUUUCUAGAGUAACUUUGCCAAAUUCCAUCGCUCGCAACAGUCCGCCAUAAUUCUCUUCUGCAUAGAAAUGACACAAUGUUGUAACCACACAGCAGACCCUGGCAGAUAGAAAAAACUGUGUGGACCACAAAAUUCUUACUUUGGUUGAAUCUUGAGAGAUAUAUGCGGCUGUUCAAGACAAAAUAUUCCGGCGUAAGUUUAAGUUGUGGUCAAACACACCAUAACACCAAAUUAGACACCCCCUUGAGAGAUGAAUGUUGCCAAGUGCUUGCUUCUCUAGUUAUACCAACUUUAGUAAUGGCCACACGAUAGCAAUACACAGCGGUCUACAUCUCCACACGCAAACCUCAACCAAAAAGCCACUCUAUAGCCACAAAUAAUGCUCAGAACAGCACCUAACUUCAUCAACAGUACAUAUAGGGUCCCAGCCACAGUACUAGCCACCAAACAUCUUUUUAACUUUGCCUAAUUUCUUUAGCAAAGAGACUAAACACAACUCACCCACUCUCCUCUAGCAGCUGCUUGUGUGUUGGGUAGCCCUGACAAUUCAAUCCCUGAGUGCAACGGAGUUUCGCAGCUCAAGAAAGAACAUUUCUGAUUUUUACUUCAUGGAAGUGUAAUCAGAGUUCUUGUCAAUGUUGUAUGUGCACUGCAGACGCAGUAUUUCUUCUGCCUUUCUAUCUAUUUUUUUGUUUGACGUUUGCGCGUGGAGACGUAGACCCCUGUGUUUUGCUAUCUUGAAGUUGUUGCUGAAGUUGGUAUAACUAGAAAAGCAAGUGGUCGGCAACAUUCAUCUCUCAAGGGGGUGUCUAACUCAGUGUUACGGGUGUUUGACCAUGAUUUAAACUUACACUGGAAUAUCCCUUUAAGUUUGGUCAGGAAACCCAAACUCAGGGUACAUCAGAAAAACUAAAUCGUUUUUUUACACCUGUCCCCGAUCAGAGCCUGGAUUAAUGCUCACCAUACGCCAAGACUCCACAGAUGUUCAGUCUCACACUUACCAAUUAAAUAUACACAUCACCUAUUAACGUUGUGUGUCACACAAUAUUAAAGUAACCCAAAAUGAACACACCUAUAUGACUCCAACACAAACGUUGUAAAUGCCAGCCUUUAUUGACAAGUCAGUUUAAUGUUUGCUGGAACUAAUUUGUAAUUGCAGCAGGUAGUUAUUAAGAGCAUACACAGUGAGAGGAGGGGUGUGCUAAAGAGAGGGUUCACACUGCAGACUUUUGUAAAUGCAUGCUGCUUCAGCUUGUAUUGUUCUGAUACAACGAAUAUCUUAUUUACGUUGACUUGAAGCAGCCAUAAUUACUCAAAAGUCUUCUUCAUCCCCUGGUAUCCCUUGCCAUUGUGCAAACAAAUAAAUUAUUUUCAGCUGUUGGGAACGCGCUCUCCAGGCUUUCAACUGUUGAGUGUCACAUGUAUGAAAAUCCAGAUAAUGACAGGAUCAGAUUGUCUGCAGAUUGUCCCAACAGCUUUGCACAUUGUGCACCUAAAACUGACCAAAGGUUGGCUUCAGUGGGUUGUGAAUGAAUACACUGAUGGCACAAUAACAUGCACUUUAAGGGUAAAGUGUCCUAUAUGUGUAUCUACACUCUAGAGAUUAUGGUUAUCAGGGACAUAAACUUCCGCUACACACUGAUGUUUGAACACCAUUGAUUAUUGACUUGUACCGAUGUAUGACAGAGUUGCUCUUUAUUGUUGGGUUGUUACUGAUAAGAUGAGACUGGGACACUCAAGUGCAAUUAAAAAGAGCUGCUUUAUUGUUUGUUUGUUUAACUCAGGGCUAAAAUCUGUUGGAAAUAUUCUCGUCUUUUGUUCCAAAAGUGUCUUUGACAAGAAGAACAGGGAGUCUACCGGGAAUAUAAAUAUGUGUCAGACAGAGAAUAAGAGGAUCCAGAGGGCUCAUUUCGAUAAAAGAAAAAAGGGCCCAUCAAACUUAAGUCCAGGCUUUUCAAUAAGGUUCUCGUUUGUGCUUUGUUGGCCCCCACAAUCUGUGUGUUUUUGUACCAUGGUAAAGUUGUAGAUUAGAUAGAGAAGUGUUUGAAGUUUUCUGCAGGCGGACCUUGCCCCCUGCUAGUUGUUCCACUUGUUUGCUCACUGUCUGCACCCAUUAAUGCAGCACAGAUACACUGGAUUUAAUCAAGUUCAAAGUUUUCACUGCACACAAGCCCCAGGGAUAUGCAGCAUUAAUUUUCAAUCCAUGACACAUUUUUUGAAAAUCCUUCACAGCAGUUGUGUAAAAAAAAACACGUUUCGGGUCUUUUAACUGCAGCUUUCCUCUAAGUGAGACAGUCCUCAUUUAAACUCCAAAGCAUCCAAAGUACAAAUGCCAACUUUUGACCUGUUGGCCAAUGGAUUCCACCCCUGUACAUACAGUGAUUGGCCAAUGGUGCACAGAAAGUCUUACGCUCGUGUGUGUGUGUGUAUUUACACACACAGAUGAAGGCAGGGUUAAGUUAGGUUAAAAGAGGGACAGGUGUCAUUUUGAAGGUGAAAUAAUUGUCAUGAUUUGAGGGUGAGGGUGAGGACUGAAACUGUACAAGAGUUAGCUUAGGCAGGUUAAGGUUUUGAACAAUUCAACUUUCAGGCACAUGGGACUUAAGAGUACUUCACAGCAAGGAAAACAUGACAUUGCAUUCAAAAGACAAUUAAUACAGAGAGCAAAACCAAGAUGAAAUAUUUGGAUAGUAAAAAGUUUGAAAGAUUUUUUAUCUUAUUUGGUUUAAAUGAGCAUGCAGAAAAGGGCUGGGCGAUAAACCAAAAAUCUACCAAUAUCGAAAUUUAUGACAAUUACCAACACCAUUUUGCCCAUAUCGGUAUAUUCCGUGUCAAAAAAAUAAGUAAAAGUUGGUUUUGGAUGUGUGUAGGUAGGCUAUGGUCUCAUGUCCCUAUAAGACGCUGUCCUACGUGAGAGACGUGACUCCACCCCAUCCAGUCAGUAACAAAGAGGGAAAGACAGGUGAGGAGAUGGAGGAUGGUUCAAAAGUUGUAGCGGCUGGACAGUGGCUGAAGUAGACAAAGUUUACUUCAGCUUUACUUACUUACUUUACUUUCUUUACUGGGAGGGGGUGAGCAGCUUGUGGAGUAGUUAUCGUCCAUUUAUCGUUAUCAAGUUGAGCUGCUCAAUAUAUCAUGAUAUUGAUUUUAGGCCAUAUCGAGACAUUUCAGGCCAAUGCUAUAUCAGCCUCAUCUGCCUCAUCAGUACACCAGGAACCAUUCCUUUCCUGCACCUGCUUAUGCACCUCAUCUAAUGCAUUAUGUCUGGGAAGACAACCAAGUGUUUGGUAUGCAGGAAUAUUAUGUGAGUUAUUUGGACAAACAUGUUUAAACAAGAUAUUAGACGCUAUUUUUAUGGCAGUUGGCUGAAUCACAUUAUUUCCCCAUAUUAGGUAAAGAGUCAGCGUGUCAGAAAGAAAAAUAUUGAAUGACUGUCUCUAAAGCUUUUGUUGUGGCAACAAGAUAAUGAUGAUGGUGGUUCAUUUUGUGAAGUAAUCACAUCAUGUGUUUGUAAGCCAGUGUUUUUCUACAAUCUCUCUGCUUGAGGCUAAAUGUUUACAGCCUAUUCCGCAUAACUUUGACACAGUAGCAUCACGUCUGACCAGCAGCCUUUGUUACAUGUUUUGCAGAGGGAUUUUUAGACAUUUGGACUUUAUUAUUAAAUUGCAAACAAAAAAAGUUCAGCUCUUGCAAAAUCUCGGUGGGAGAAAUAUUCAGAAAACGCACUCUGUUUUUCUCGUGUCUGGCCUUUACAUUCUUCAUACUUUGAGGGUAAUUUAUUUCUUCAACUGAGCUAUUGAAAUAAUAUCCCUGCCCUCCCAAAGGUGCACUUCUUCAGGCUUUAUAUGACAGCAGCAGUACACUGUAUUAUAUAGCUGCCAUUUCCCUGCUCCUCUCCCUUUGAGCUUGGUAAUGGAGUUGAUCUGCGAGUCAGGCAUCUUUUACCCUCUGUAACCUCAGAGUAGAUGCAUGUGUUGGCCUCCUCUGAAGUAGAAAGGAGUGGUAUUUCAUCGGCUGAUCUCCUCCAUAUAUAACUCAGUGAAAGUCAUAUCUCUUCUCAUGCCAAACUGAUUCCUUUUUUAAAGCUUUUUUGGACUUUCAUUGCUUCCCGGCUCCGCGGCUGUAGUUUAUGAUCAUGUUCAUGUACAGAUCCCAAUGCACACACAGAGUCACAUGGUAGCACUUAAAGGUACACAUGCAGGCAGGCCUCACACACAUGGGCAUGCAGUAAUUUUUUUUUUUAGCUCCGACCUGCAUGGUGACUCUGAGCGUUUGAUGGCUGGGCUCAAACCCAAACAGUUUGCUGUAAUAACACUGUGACGUGUGUGUACUCGACAUCUGUCACCGGGACAGCGGCUUGUUGUCCUUGUCAGCUGACGCUUUCAUCGUCACAACAAAGCUAUGUUGUUCGGCGAUGACAGAGCUGUUAAAGACAGAUUUAGCUCCACUGACAGGCUAUAAGAACGUACUUCCCUGACUGUCCAUCAACUUCUUUAUACGGGAUGGGCACACAACAAGCUUAAUACAUGAAAGCAAUGUUGAUAACAUCAUAAAUGUAUGAUAUUGUUUGACAGAUCUCAGGACUGACCACACAGCAGAUAUAAAAGUGAUAACAGCUAAAAAGUUUACUCUCUUAAGUUUGGAUUUUAAAGCCUUUAUAAUUUACUUUAUUUCUUAAGACGCAUCACUGUUGGUUGCCGUCUAAUUAUAUAACAAGAUAAAAGAUUUAAGUCAAGUUACGUGGGAGGGAAACGAGUUGAGUGGAGCUGAGUUGUAAGUGGUAGCUCAGCUGGCAGCCCACUAAGUCUUACUGAAGACUCAAAAUAAACUUCUCUUUUGAUAAAACGGCCUCAUUCUGUGUUUUCUAGAGUUUUAUUUACCUGAAUUGUUUCUUUAAUACGGUUAGAAAGCUCAUGGUAGAAACCUCAUGAAUGAAGAAAUCUGAGCCUAUGUUGGUUAUGGUGGCUCAGCUCGCAGCCCCAACUGAUGACCAGCCCAUCAAAAUGCUUAAACGCAGCAUUAAAUUUUCCUGUGACACAGUUAUUCAGAGUUUUUACUUGCACAGGACAGGGGAUCCUGGGGCUGAGUGCUUCAGCUGGGUAAAUGUCAUGGUGAAGCCUUGUGUCGGACUUGAAGCUGAAAGUUAAAGUCAGGCAUUGUGCAGUAGUUAGACUUCACCCAUGUCAAACAAAAAAAUAAAUAAUGUUAACAGACCUUUAAACAAUGCAAUGGCAAUGUGUCUUAUUUACAGGAUUAUUAUCAAAAAUACUCCAAAAUGACGGAGUAAUCUAUGGCUGAACAUUACUCAGACGGUGAGCUGAUUUUAAGGCUUUUUUUGUCCCUAAAGUCCAGCUUGAAUUAACCAUGAAGCUCUCCUCCAAACUACAGCUGUGUUGGAUAGAUGCAGAUGCUGAUCGCUCUCAGGUUUUAUGUAAAAGAGCCUGUCAGCUCUGAGCUUGUGGGGUGAUUAUCUCCAAAUGUGUCAGUGAUUAUGCUGCUUGAUAUUUGAGAACAGAUCCCUUCAGUUUCCUCGGCAAAAAGCUUCAGUUUUUUUGUGCGAGUGUUGUUUAGUUUUGCAUAAAGUUUGUUUUUUGUAUUCUGAAGGAAACACUGUAAGUUUCUGUAUUGUUUUUCUGGUGGUUUGUCUUAUCCCUUCUGCAGAUAUUUAUAUGGGAGAAGAGAGUUGAUAGAAGUGUACAUGUCUUCCUUAGAGCAGCCACAGUCAAACCAGGGACAGCUAGGACUGGUCUCAGUCAGACUUGGUGCACUUAGUGUAAGUUUGAGUUGAAACGUUGGUUGUGGUUAACUCUGUAGUAAGGGACAAUCGGCUUAGUUAAUACGUUCAGGUCAAACAUCCUGGUUUUUAGGCUUCCAUUAGGAUUCUCCAUGUACUGGUAGCAAUGACAGACCUGUCGAGUCUCUUUUUGAGUCUUUCUGUCAUUUUGGUCCAUUGUGAUUUGGACAGUUGAGUAUUUGUGUAUAUAUAUAUUUCUGGCAGUUGUUCAGUCUGUAGAGACUUUGCUUGGAAACCAGAGUCAUUGGUUCUAUUAUUGAAGUUUGGGAGUUGGCAGUGGUCUCAGGGAGGUGCCAGUUCACCCCCUGGGCACUGCCAGGGUGCCCUUGAGAGUUAUGAGCAUGGCACGAACCUCAAACUGCCCCCACAGUCUGACAUGUCUUUAUUAGUGCAUGGACACAGAAGGAUGAGUCCUGACUUUUCAAAUAGUUGUUGAUUAAUAAAAAAAAAUAAUCUCAUCUUAAAAAUAUAAUGUUUUGGCAUAGUAGUUGAUAAAAAAAGAGGAGAAAGCAGUGACGUCAGGUGCUUUUAAAACAGGUGUGGUUCUGUUAGAGUGGGAACUGCAGAGACCUGGUCAAAAACUUGUGUUGAGUAAAGUAGCAAACCAAAAGUUUACACUGCUCCACAGCUAAUCCCUGAGAGUGAGGCACCCAAAGACUGAGUAAAGACCCAAAAGAUUGUCUGUACAGUGUGUGCAGGUGUAGAAAUGAACUCUUCAGACCAAAAUAUUGUUUGCACCAUUUUAAUUUUCACUGGGAAGAUGAGCUGCUUUGAUUGUCUCUGCUUGAGAUGCUCAUCCUGUUUGUGCACGUAUGUACAGUAUUUCUGACCUCUCUGUGUGUAGCAUGUUUAAUAACAGAGAGAAAACUAGAAAUUCCCCUCGGGGAUUAAUAAAGUAUGUCUUCUCCCUUCCUUUACAUACAUUACUUUCCCAUCCAUUUAAUCUUGAACCAAUAUUAAAGGUAUGGGAACUCUUCACAGUGCUGCAGCUUGAGAAUAAUGAACAAUUUCCCUCUCAUUAUUAAAUUAAAUAAGGCUGAUUUUGAAACUGUAAAGCGUGGGAAAGUCAGGCGUUGAGUUAAAGAGUGAAGGGUAAGUAGGAGGUUGAGUUCAGUACAGAUUCCUGUAAACAUCUUAUUGUAUUUAGAUCAGUGAGCGUUUGUUUCUGGUCGUUUUCUAGCUGUUUGGUCGAGAAAAGAGUAAUUGUGCACAUUUUUAGCUACAUCUCUCAGCCCCAUAUGUUAUUGAUUCUCCUUUGGGACUACCAUCUUAUUAUCCUUCGACCCUUGCAGAGAGGUCAGGGAGUUUGCGGUCAUCCAGAAAACUGCGUGUGUGCAGCAGGAGAAGAUUUAGUGUCUUGUUAAAGAACAAACUUUAGAGCUGAAAACUUCUCUCCCAGCUUAAGAAAGGAAAGGGAAAAACUAGAUGCAUCUGCAAAGCAAUAGAUCUCUGAUCCUGGUUGUAGCAGUGUCAUGCAUUAAUGUGAUUCCUUAUAAACACAGUGGCAAGCUUUAAAAAAAAACAAAACAAAACAAGCCGAGGGGAAUAAAGAUAACAGAUGAAACACUGUACAGUACAAGUCUUUGCCAACUCCGUCACUGUAAUUUUCCAGGUGUGCAACCAACCAAAUCACACCACCUUCCUCGCCUGCUUUUAUUAUAACCUGUUGGCUGCAGAUCAAUUUAGAGUCAAGCUACAACAAAGCCUGCAUAUGAGUUUCCCACAGCGUUCACACUGAUAUGUAUACUAUGCGUGGAGCUGCAGCCGAGCCAAGCCACCCUGGGGACUGGAGGCGCUAAAAAAACCACAAUCCUCUAUUCAAAAAACCCUCCAAACUGAUCAACAGAAGUGCCCUCCGCCCUUGAAGUUAUGAACUCAGUGACCUCAGACGGAGAAUUUACAAGUUAGAUUAGAGGAAAGAGAAGCUGAGGAAGCGCCAGAGCAAGAGAGAGUGCACAAGUUUAAAAAGGACAGACAUGGAGAGGCUGCGUAAAAAGAACUAGCACGUGAUCAGUCUUCCUGAAAAAGUGGAUUUAAAGAACAAUCAGGCUGUCCAUUUCCAUAAGACCUUAAUGCAUGUACUGCUGAAAGAUCCCCCCUGGUGCAGCAUGUUAUGUUUGGUCUCAGGCCCAGUUGGAGUCAUUAGAAUAGCUGUACAUGGUUUCUAUCAUGCCCCAGCUUGAAGCAAGGAUAGAACAGCUUUAGGGUGUAAUGUGUGCAUGUGCACAAAACACAGAUGAGGGUAAGCAACAAAUGUACAGGCACAUCCAGUUCAGCACACAGAGAGACAGAUGGUUUCUGAUAUUUAUCACACUAGUGACGUUUCACUUGGCUUUGAAGAUUAAAGGAAACCAGCCCCAAGUCUUUGUAAUAUUAAAAAAACUCUCUCAUGGCAGUUUAGACAACAGUCAUAUGUGCCUGAAGGCUUGAGUUACAAGAACAUUUCUUUCAUUACUUAGAAUGAAUGAAGUGAUCAGGUUGAAUCCUGAAAUUACUAUCUGAUCGAGGUUUUCUUGAGCUUUUCUUGAGAACAUUAACACUUGUUGUUGAAUUAUCUUUGGACCAGAACUUUUGACUGUUUUAAUUCAGCCCCUCAGCUCUCAUCAACUGAGUUUCCAGCUGUUUCGUGCAGCUGCUUUGGGCCAAAACCCAACCAUCUGGCAGCAGAUGGACAAAGCUAACAGAGAGCUUGUGAACAAAGUUAAGCCUUUAGGAUUUUUAAAGUUAGAAUUUAUUUUUUAAGUGGAUUGAGACAACAACAACACAAGGGAUGUCCUGUGGUGAAUAACAUCCCUGUUGUUUGAGUUAAGUUUUAGAGCUCCUGUGAGGAGUUUCUGGUAGGUUAUGAAACAGACUGAAAUGUGCUGUUAAUGUAUCUCUGUGAUCUAUAAGACACAGGAGCACCAAAACCAGUUCCUCGCAGGAGCUUUCAAGUAAAAUUUCCACUAGUGGACUAGAGCACAUAUUUGUGCUGGUUGUGCAUUUAUCCAGUUGAGUUAACCAAACACAGUCUACAUAAAAAAUAAUCUCCAUAAUCUGUGUCCUGGUACAAGAUGCCGUCUAUGCUUGUUUACAUCCAAGUAGUAGGGGUUUUAUAGCAUUAUGGCUAUAGACAUUAAUUGGAGCUACAGCCAGGCUAGUGGUGAGUGACUGAGUGAACUUCUGGACACAAUCAACAGUACUAACUCUGAGGGUAACUAGUCUUCAGUUUGUAAUCUGUAAUACUUUACCUUAUGAUCUAACACCGGCUCUCUGUACUAUGUUGGUGCUGAUUUUCAAAGAUAGUACGCUUACUCAUUAACAAAGAUAGGAACACACCAUAACCACCACUGAUAUCAGGUUAAAUUAAAUUAUACUGCGAGGAUACGAGCUAACAAGAUGUCGGUCAUAAACAGUCAACCAAUUGACUCCUUGAGUCAGAGUGUUUGUUUUCAGGUUCUUAGCUUUUAAUAUGCGCCAGCUUAGCUUUAUAAGCUCUGUCAGUUAGUUAUCUUCAUUUUAUUACAGGGCCAUUAAAAUGAUGAACAGACUGGUUGUGUAAUCCACUUCUAGAGUGAAAAUGGUUUGAAAUAACUGUGAGUGACGUUUUUACAUCUCUGUGAAUUAUCGCCUUCAUGCUUUGAGUCCGCCGCUGCUCCCUGCUACUGGAAAUGCUUCUGGAAAUCAAUCUGUCCUCCAGAUUAUUCUGAACUUAACAGCGUUACUAAUACAUACAGAUACACUCGUAUAUAACAUGACUCUAUCAGCCACUUAACCCUUCACUGUCACUGUAUCUGAGCUGGCUGCAGACCAUGGAGACCGGAGCAGAGCCGGCCCGGAAUAGACCAAGCUUGGAUUUUCACUCCUCGUGUGUUGAGCUAAAUAUGGGGCAGUGCUUUAACUUCACAGAGGAGCCACGGGGCAAUAUACAUAUCACACCUCUAAGAUUACACUCAUAUAAAACAGCUUGGCAUGGCGUGUGUGUGAUUUGGUUAUUUUGAUCUUGGAAGUCCUCCAAACAAAGAGAGGGUUUAGUUUAUGCAAAACAGAGGAGCUGUCCAGUCUUCUCUAUGUGGUUUCAGGGUUUUCCUCGAUUGUGACAGCUGAAUAAAACACCAAGAACUUCAAAAUAAGAGAUGCUUAAUGUUUGCAAAAAUUGAUUAAUCUAAAUAUGGGUUGUCUCCUGGCAGGUUUUCCCGGUCCGAUGAGCUGUCCCGACAUCGGCGCUCCCACUCUGGAGUAAAACCCUACCAGUGCAUCGUCUGCGAGAAGAAGUUUGCCCGCAGUGAUCACCUGUCGAAACACCUCAAAGUCCAUCGCUUUCCACGAAGCAGCAGGACAGGACGCUCUGCAAACUGACUCCUAUGACCUCGCUCUGACAGACUGACGCUAAGCGUAGAGCUAACGGGGGGGAGGGGGCUGUGAUGGUGUGUGACGAAGGACAGAGGAGGCCGGGGUGAAAGUCCAAACACCUUUAAAAGGAGUCUGUGCAGGACUUGUGUGUUUAUGUUCAAAUAAGUGCGCCUGACGUACGUUCGUGGUACUGUGAUAAUUUAUUGGGUGGCGAGGAAAAGACUAUAAAACUGUUACUUGACACAACACCCUCACAGGUGGAAUAAGCUUCUUGUAUAUUUUUGUUUCAAAUCUUUUGUAUUAUUAUGGAAGAAAGAUUUGCUAUUCAGAGUAUUUUUACACUUUGAGCUGUGUUUUUUGGUUGUCAGAGAAAAAAAAGCCUUACAACGACACAAGAUGCAUCACUUAAGGGCAUCUGCUCUCUCAAAAUCCCCUGGUUCACCUUUAUGCCGCCAAUCUUUUUAGGGAAAUAUCAGCUGUCAUCACUUUGAUGCUUAAAUCCAAUAGUUUGGGGACUUGGUUUUAUUUAAUCCAAAACAACAGCAGAGUAAAUGGUGUACAUUCCUCUAGCUAAGGAUUUAUGGUGUUUUUUCCGCCUUCUAGAGCCAUCACAAGAGAAAAAAAUCAUCUGAGUAACCUCAAACGCAAUAAAGCUAGAGUCUUGUCAUUUCAAUUUGUAAUUUUCACAGAAAAACAGAACAUUUUUGGUUGUCUGCCCAUGCUUAGAAACAUGAAUAUGGCUGUUUUUUGUUGUGAAUUGACCCACCUAUUCACAUCUGGUCAACACACUGAUAUUUUUGGCCUUUUUUAAGAUCAAAACAAGUUUUGCGUUGCAGCUACUUUCUUUGAUUUUCCCACAAAAUGCUCCAAGCCCCAGUGAUGAGUGUUCACAGAAGUCAGAAUGUCUGCUCUGUCUUCAGCUCAUCUUAUGUCACCAUUUCUUUUGUUUUUAUGAUUCAGUGAAAUCAUAAGAUGACAUAUCAGUUAUAGCUUCAUGUCACUUUAUUAACUCAGAGUCACUGCUGUGAAAUUUGGUAUAUGGUGGGAAUUUUGAACGCACAAUGAGAGGCUUCGGAAUCAGCUUUGCUCUUGCCAAAUCACAACCAUAUGUACUUUUUUUUUAAAGUGGAAGUUUUUGUAAUUAUGCUUGUUUGUUAAAACUGGAAUUUUUCUUUAAAUCAUCAAAAUGUUAAUGUUAAAGUGAGCCUGUGUUACUGUUUCCGGAAAGCAGCAGUGAUUUCGGAUGAUACCAAUACAUUUCAGAAUUGCAAAACUGUGUUUUGUGAAACUACGGUGAUCCUAAAAACAUGUUAUUGACUUCAAAUCAAUACUGUUUUCAUUGAUUUAAACAGGCUAUGGGCUCUUUAAACCAGUAUAAUUUGUUGCUCCAGCUCUAUUAAAAGCCUGGUUCAAACUCCUGCAUCGGACCUACAAUUCAGCAUUCAGUUAGUUUGCAUAGCCCAAUGCUAGCUUUAGGUAUGCUGGCCCGAAACAAUGUGCACUGCAAAGACAUCACACUGCUGACUCUGCAAAAGAGAGCAACACAGAGUUUUCAGGAUUGCGUUUUUAUAUUAGCAGCGUUGGCUGAUAUAACAUGGAGUCAAUGCACAAACAAGGCUGAAGUUGUGUCCAAAGUGAGGGUGCAAAAUCAGCGCAAGACCAUAUGUUGAAUCUUGUUUAAUAUGUCACAUGUUGCAUCAGUGUUUGCUCGCACUAAGUAGCCAUAAGGUUCAUUUAAACAACAAGAGUAUAAAGUCCAGACUAGUCAAAGUAAUGUUAGAGGAAUUAAAUUUUCACUCCUUCCGGGGAAUCAGUAAAAAGAGCAUGUCGCAGACAUAAAACAGCUAUUAAAGUUUUUUCCUUUUUAAAAACCUGUAAGGUGCCUCUGCAGCCGAAACUUGUCAGGUACAACACUUCACCUUACAGGUUUUUAAACAGGAAAAAACUGAGAUCAAUAUUCAUACGUAUGCCAAAUGAACCUCUUUAAUAUAGCUAUUAAAACCUCCUGCUUCUUUUCAUCCUCUAAAUUAUCCCGUCUUUCAGAACAGUGUGCCAUGACAGUCAUUUUUACGUGGCAGCAACGACCUACUGAGAGCUAAGUGUUGGAUUUAAGUCACUACCGCAGCUGGUGCAACCUCUGGAACUUAAGUAGAGUGAAAACAGUCCUAAGUUUGAAAUUACGUUCGAAAUAGGCCACCUGUGAACUUAUGCAUGGCUGAUGCAACUCUGAGCGGAUAUGCAAAUGAUAGUGUUGUAAUCUUUCUUCAGCUAAUUGCCACUCUGUCAUGACAAUGUACAAAAUUAGGACAGGAAGAUUAAGCACAUUUUAGUGUUUGCUUAGAUAACACACUGGCACAGUAAAAAGGGUGCAACUUAGAGCCUCACUGCACAUAUAACUGCUGGAUCAGGAUAAGAUUGCAAAACUCUGUCCUAUUUAAUAACAGCAACUAAAACGUAACAUUAAUGUGAUAGUCUAAAACAAAUGCAGAAGGGAAAAACAAGACCUUGAAAAGGGUCUAAAUGUUAGGUAACAUCUGCAAAUAAAGGGGGGAAAAGUUGGCCAUCAUUCGCGACAACAUGCUUCUGCUCAUACAGGGUCAAAUGAGUGCAUGUACAUGUACGUUUAAAAUGAAUGAAUUUACCUUUGAAUUUUUUAAAGAGAAUUAAAGUACAACUACAUCUUUAGAAAGCUAAAACGUUUUGCUUUUUACUCAAUUCUCUAAGGGUCAUGGCUUAAAGUGAGCAAAGCCUGGAAUUUUGCCAAAUCAAGUUUUUUUUCUUCCUCUUUUUACAAAUAAUCAAAUUUAACCAGAUUUUUUGUACUUCUGUAGACUUGAAUAACUUCAGCACCAAAUGUCAAAACCAAGUGGAAUAUUUUUUCCAUCGAAGUUAACAGCCAUCAGGGAGCAUUGACAGCUCCUACGUAUUUGUCCCUGGUCUGGAACAUAUCAGAUCUAUUGCCAUACAGUCAGAUGCCUUUGUGUUGUACUGUAAGGGAACAGUGACUUUAUGUGAAAUGUAUCUGCUCUUCAUUCAUUAGUUUAAUUAAGCCCCCAAAAGUCACAAAAUCCAAACUGCACAGAGUCCAAAGAUGGUUUCUGGUGCCAAAAAGUCGAGGCUCUUUAGACAACAUUCAGUAUUUGAACAGUUAUCAGAAAGGGAUGUUAUUGCUUGAACUGGAAUUGAGUUGUUUCAGUUGAUUUGCUGAAAUGUUCAAUGAUUGACGAGCCCUUGUGAGAUGCUGAAUGGAGGAAGUGUGUUAUCGUGUGUGUGUGUCAGGCAUUCCUUCCAUACGACGAGUAAGGCGGCUUUUCUGAAUGGGUGUCAUGUAUGAGCCAAUGAAUGUAUGUAAAUACUGUAAAUAUUCAUAUGAACGGAGAAGUGGAAUAUUCUUGUAGUGAUUUCUUUGAUUGUGAAAGAUUUUUUAAAGUUUGUAAAUAAUGUACGUAACAUGAUCAUUCAAAAAUAUGGUGAAAAAUACAGUAACUUACUGUUUGUCGGGUUUUUACACAACACAAAGAGAACAUGCUCUUAAAAGUUUUAUAAUACAUCUAUAGAUAUUAAAUAUAUAUAUUACAUUGUCUUGACUUGCACAGCCACUUUGUCAGGUGCUAAUAGCAAUAUAAUAUAAUGAAAUGAACCAUGAUGAGUAUGUUAUGUGCUCUGUAAACACUUUACAAAGAAUGAGUUGCUGUAAAUCUUAUACUUUUGCUUUUGUUCUUACAUAAAAUAUAUUUACAAUAAAAACAUUCAAAGAUA
This is a messenger RNA of Xyrichtys novacula (pearly razorfish), 17977 nucleotides long. The record is from the annotation of a GenBank genome assembly. Lineage: Eukaryota; Metazoa; Chordata; Actinopteri; Labriformes; Labridae.